UUUUCUUUUCAUUUUCUUAACACUAACAACUGCAGCCAACUUCACGUUAAUACAAAUUGUUUGUCAUUCCCAGUUGAAAAAGAAGAAGCACCAUAAUUUUGCAAAAACUUUGUUAUUUAGACAAAAAUUAUAAAUUUUACCUAAAAAAUGGAAACCUCUAUUAAAGUACAACCCACAAUCGCUACCACUCUAGAUGCAGCACCCACCGUAGCAGCUCCCGGUAAAUCAAAUUGUUUAAUGCAAGUAGCUCACAUACAUCGUUUACGCGAUUCGGAAGCCAACUAUGAUCAACAUCAAUAUAAUUUACAUAUGCAAAUGAUGAGAAAUCGCGAAGGUCUAAAUGUACCCAUUAAAAUGGGCAUGGAGUUGUUUGCUGCCCGACAAGUAGGUCGUUUGCCUUUCCUUCAAUCCAGCAACAUGAUGGAAGAUGUUCUAAUGGGUCGUGAUGAAAUGAUUGGUUUCCAAGAUUUCUUAGGUGUUCCCGAGAAUUAUGAAUUCAUGCGCCAGCCUCAUGUUGUGGUAGAGAAAUCUUUAGGUAUCUUUUAGAUUUUGUGUAAAAAAAAGCUUUUGAUGUAAAAGCAAAAAAUAAGUUCAUCAUUAAAAAAAGUUUUUGUGAAAAUGGUUUUUAUAAUAAAAUUUUAAGGUAA
This is a messenger RNA of Lucilia cuprina (Australian sheep blowfly), 647 nucleotides long. It is a transcript of the gene Pomp, whose product is annotated as proteasome maturation protein. NCBI's taxonomy places the organism in Eukaryota, Metazoa, Arthropoda, Insecta, Diptera, Calliphoridae. The coding region runs from base 148 to 546 and encodes 132 amino acids. Gene Ontology annotation, biological process: proteasome assembly. Gene Ontology annotation, cellular component: nucleus; cytoplasm. The record is from RefSeq and is a predicted model, not a curated record. The transcript is spliced from 3 exons.